This is a messenger RNA of Cantharellus anzutake, 474 nucleotides long. RefSeq lists its product as uncharacterized. NCBI's taxonomy places the organism in Eukaryota, Fungi, Basidiomycota, Agaricomycetes, Cantharellales, Hydnaceae. The record is from RefSeq and is a predicted model, not a curated record. Bases 1 to 474 code for a protein of 157 amino acids. The transcript is spliced from 2 exons.
AUGUCAAAUUUUCUGCCCGGUAUUAUGGAUGGAUUUGUGCUUGCCAGCCGUAUUGCGGCUUGUGCUGAGGAAACUAUACAUACAACAACACCCCUAAAUUUCUCAUUGGUUGCUACAGGCUGUUCUCGCAAGCAUCCUACUGGUGACAGUGGGAUUCAUCCUAACUCUACUACGGUAGUACAUGAAGGACAAUUCUCAGAAGCCAUAGAGGAUGAUGUGGAGGUGAUGUUGGAGGAGGUUUAUGAACAUCUCGACACCGGAACCCUGCCUGACGGCCUUGCCGACGUGAAUGGUGGCCUUCAGUUGAGUUGGAAUGCUGCUGAAGAGGACAAUGCAGAAUCCAUUGGAGAAUUCACUGUGGCAGUUGGGUCUGAAGUUGGUAGUGGUGAGUUGGGAUGGGUUGGAACAUUUGAAUUGAAAGCUUGCACAGCCACUAUAUUCUACUCAAAGUGCGUGACGGGCAGGCCUGUGUGA